GUUACGUCAGUGAUGUUUUUUUACUCCUUCUCUUGCUAGCGGAGCAGCCGUUUGUCCUCCAUGACACUUUUUUAGCCAGAGCGAACAACAAACAUUUUCCGUCUUGGCAAACUCCUCCGUCAAACUUCCCGCAGAAGCCGCCACGUCCACGCGCGCGUGCCGCCCCCACCCCUCCUCUCCACGACCAGGACGACACGCACGCGAGCGGCCGCGGUGGGCGCGCACACGAGCGUGGGGGCCGCGCACGGGAGGUCGCUGCCGCCAGGAGCGCGAGGACAGAGAUGUAGUGUGUGUGGAGCAUCAUGCACUUUCUCCUCCCGCUGCUGCUGAUCCUUCACGCCACAGCAGCCCUCGCACAGAUUGAUCCAGCACACUGUCGCUAUGCCUUGGGCAUGGAGGACGGGCGGAUCAAGGAUGAUGACAUCACAGCUUCCAGCCAAUGGCACGAGACCACAGGAGCCCAGUACGCCAGGUUGAACCGUGAGGACGGCGAUGGCGCCUGGUGUCCCGAAGGCCAGCUGGAAGCUUCCGACUCUCAGUUCCUGCAGGUGGACCUGCGGCGUCUCACCUUCCUGACGGUGGUGGCCACUCAGGGUCGGUAUGCCAGGAACGGCAUCGAGUUCGCCCGUGCCUACAGCCUCAACUACAGCAGGGACGGCGUCAUCUGGAAGUCGUGGAGGGACCGCCUGGGAAACAUGGUGAUGGAGGGAAACAAGAACGCUUAUGAGCCCAUCAUCAACGACCUCCACCCCCCCGUGGUGACACGCUGGGUGCGCCUCAUCCCGCUGACGGAGCUGUCCACCGUUUGCAUGAGGGCGGAGCUAUACGGCUGCCCUUGGGAGGAUGGUCUGAUCUCGUACAGCGCCCCUGAGGGUCAGCUGAUGACAGCGCCGGGCUUUCCCGUUGUCAGCCUCAAUGACUCCACCUACGACGGCGCCCACGAGAGGAGGCGGUUGUUUGGCGGCCUUGGCCAGCUGACGGACGGCGUGACGGGCCUCGAUGACUUCCUGGUGACGCGUCAGUACCACGUGUGGCCCGGCUACGACUACCUGGGCUGGAGGAACGACUCGCUGGGAGGCGCGGGACACGUGGAGAUGGAGUUUGUCUUUGACAGGCAGAGGAACUUCACCUCCAUGAAGGUUCACAGCAACAACAUGUUCGCGCGAGGCGUCAAGAUAUUCUCCUCUGUCUCCUGCUGGUUUAAGACCCGCCUCGUCGCCGACUGGGAGGCGGAGCCUGCGGUCUUCAACACGGUGCUGGACGACCGCAACCCGAGCUCCCGCUACGUCACCGUGCCGCUCGAUCGCCGCGCCGCCAUGUCCCUGCGAUGCCGCUUUGACUUUGCUGACAUGUGGAUGAUGUUCAGCGAGAUCUCCUUCCAGUCGGACUCCAUGUUGGCGGUGACGCCGCCCUCAGACAGUGAUGGCAGCACGGUGACAGCCACGCCAGCCACCAAUCCGUCCGCCAGCGAUGCCCCCGACGACGGCAAGACGCCCGUUCUGAUUGGCUGCCUCGUGACCAUCAUCCUGCUCCUGGUCAUCAUCAUCUUCCUCAUCCUAUGGUGUCAGUACGUGUGCAAGGUUCUGGAGAAGGCGCCACGCAGGAUCCUCGGCGAGGAGGUGAGGGUCCGACUUUCGUCCUGCAGUGACACCAUCAUCCUGCAGACCCCCCCUGUGCCCCCCCGCUCUGGACACGCCCCUGCAGGAACGUUCAACAGCAGUGUGUUCCCCCCCCCCCCAGGCCCCGCCCAAACGGACCCUCACUACGAGAGGGUGUUCCUGUUGGACCCUCAGUACCAGAACCCAGCAGCGCUGAGAAACAAACUACCAGAACUUUCCCAGAGUGCAGAAGCAUCAGCGUGCGGGGGGGGCUACGCCGAGCCCGACAUCACCCAGUGCACGCCGCACCAGUGUUUCCAUAGCAACGCCCCCCACUACGCGGAGACGGACAUCGUGCGGCUGCAGGGCGUGACGGGCAGCAACAUGUACGCCGUGCCCGCCCUCACCGUGGACUCGCUCACCAGGAAGGACAUCUCCGCCUCCGAGUUCCCACGCCAGCAGCUGAUCUUCAGGGAGAAGCUGGGGGAGGGGCAGUUUGGGGAGGUGCACCUGUGUGAGGCCGAGGGGCUGACAGAGUUUCUGGGGGAGGGAUCGCCCCUCCCGGACAGAGACGGGCGCGCCGUGCUGGUGGCGGUCAAGCAGCUGCGGGCGGACGCCACGAGCCAGGCCAGGAACGACUUCCUGAAGGAGAUCAAGAUCAUGUCCCGCCUCAACGACCCCAACAUCAUCAGGCUGCUGUGCGUGUGCGUCACCUCCGACCCCCUGUGCAUGGUGACCGAGUACAUGGAGAACGGCGACCUCAACAUGUUCCUGUCGCAGCGCGAGAUGGAGAGCACGCUCACGCACGCCAACAACAUCCCCUCCGUCAGCCUGUCGGACCUCCUCCACAUGUCGGUGCAGAUCUCGUCGGGGAUGAAGUACCUGGCCUCGCUGAACUUUGUGCACAGAGACCUGGCCACCAGGAACUGCCUGCUGGACCGCCGCCUCACCAUCAAAAUCGCCGACUUCGGGAUGAGCCGGAACCUCUACAGCAGCGACUACUACCGCAUCCAAGGGCGCGCCGUGCUGCCCAUCAGGUGGAUGGCCUGGGAGAGCAUCUUGCUGGGAAAGUUCACCACGGCCAGCGACGUCUGGGCCUUUGGGGUCACCUUGUGGGAGAUCUUCACGCUGUGCAAGGAGCAGCCCUACAGCCUGCUGACUGACGAACAGGUCAUAGCCAACACUGGCGAGUUCUUCAGGAACCAGGGCAGACAGGUUUUUCUGUAUGCUCCUCCGCUGUGCCCCCCCUCCCUCUUUGAGCUGAUGAUGCGUUGCUGGAGGCGGGACAUCCCUGACCGGCCCACGUUUGAGGGUCUGUACCAAGCCCUCAGGCCUCAUGUCAACCAGUGAGACCCACAAGGACGGUCCAGCCUGUCCUGCCUUGUGUGUGUGUGUGUGUGUGUGUGUGUGUGUGUGUGUGUGUGUUUCUCUGUCCUCAGGAGGACUGGUCGUCCACUCUGUGACCUUCCACAAGGACAAGAAACAUUUCAUACUUUUCCUCUUUGGUUUCUUUUCAUCUCCUGCCCAAAGUGGCCUCCUCAUUCCUGUGGUUCUUCUUGUCAUUCUUGUAAAGCACUGUGUGUGUGCGCGUGCGCACGCGUCGUGUCAGUCGGUUCUUCAGUCUGUUUGUGCACUAACCACACUGGAGCUCGGACUAAGGCGAGGGAUUUUUUUUAAUUCUUCAUCUGUUUUCUAUUGGAUGGCUUUGUCUUCAUCACAGUUGACAAACACGACAUGCCCGUAAUGUUUAAUAUUUGUAUUAUUCACUGGGGUUACGUCACGCUCGCACCCACAUCCACAUCCAAAGUCUCAAACAGGUAAAAGCGUAGCUUGAUGCUCAACAUCCACCUUAAAAACUACUGGAAUUGAUGUUAGCGAUACCCAAGAAUCAGUCUUUUUAAACGUCGUUUGUGUUAUGUGCUAUUAACACCUUUUCAUGUUUUUAUUUGAUGUGUUUUGGACAUUCCUUGGAGGAGAGCUAUGCUACAUGCUAACUCACGUUUGCUACAGAUGAGACACAAACAUGAAAUAAGUCAAACCUUUUUUCUAUUAUUAUUAUUUUUUAUUGUUAUUAUGAUGAGCAUUUCAAGCUUUGUGUUGUUUCAUUUCUCCUUUAGUAUGCAUUAAUUGUACAUAGAAUGGUAGCAAUAAUGUUUAUUAAUAUAUGUUCUCUUUGCAUUUUUUUUUUAUCUCAUCUUUGAAUAAACACUACAAUGUGUCAAGCUCUA
Messenger RNA from Dunckerocampus dactyliophorus (ringed pipefish), 3826 nucleotides. RefSeq names its product discoidin domain receptor family, member 2, like (gene ddr2l). The transcript is spliced from 19 exons. NCBI's taxonomy places the organism in Eukaryota, Metazoa, Chordata, Actinopteri, Syngnathiformes, Syngnathidae. The record is from RefSeq and is a predicted model, not a curated record. Gene Ontology annotation, cellular component: membrane; signaling receptor complex. Gene Ontology annotation, molecular function: collagen binding; ATP binding; protein tyrosine kinase collagen receptor activity. Gene Ontology annotation, biological process: cell surface receptor protein tyrosine kinase signaling pathway; multicellular organism development; positive regulation of kinase activity. Bases 303 to 2948 code for a protein of 881 amino acids.